Messenger RNA from Coregonus clupeaformis (lake whitefish), 2680 nucleotides. Its product is annotated as calcium channel flower homolog. The record is from RefSeq and is a predicted model, not a curated record. Gene Ontology annotation, cellular component: membrane. Gene Ontology annotation, biological process: vesicle-mediated transport. Bases 522 to 1022 code for a protein of 166 amino acids. NCBI's taxonomy places the organism in Eukaryota, Metazoa, Chordata, Actinopteri, Salmoniformes, Salmonidae. The transcript has 5 exons.
CAUUGAAGAAUAAUAAUAUGUUAAUCCCACCCACAAUACAACGCGGACACAUUUCUGAGAAGACAGGACAAGGAACAGCAGACAAAGCAGGUCGUAUAAAUCGUAACUUGUGAAUGGUGUAAAUUAAUAAUGGUAACUGUAGCUGCCUAGUUUGAAAGAAAAACAGUUAACUGGCAAGUUUGUCAGAUAGCAAAAUUGGUAGACGUUGGCAGUGACACAAGCCAACAGGCUUUGGCGACAGAGGCAGCAGUUAGCUUCUAAGAUAGCUCAUCGCUAGCUAACUGGUUAUCUUGAAGACAAAACCAUGUUCAGUUGAUAACCACCAUAGAUGGUUAUCUAGCUAGCCAGAGUAGAGACACGAUCAAAGCUAUCGUUAAUACAAAAUAUAUGUUUUCGUCAACUGUUAGCAAGAUCAUUGACGUUGGCUAAGUAACGUUAGCUUUUGUUGUCCAAGUGAGCCCCAGCCAAUGGCCAUUGUUAAAUUGACUAAGGCAAGUCACUGAAUAAUUUAUUGGGGCAAAAUGAACUCCGACGAGGCAGCAGCUCCAAAAUCUGUCACGGAGGAUGAUGGCAUGUCAUGGUGGUAUCGAUGGCUCUGCAAAAUCGCUGGGGUCCUGGGCGGAGUAUCAUGUGCCAUCUCAGGAGUGUGGAUGUGUGUCACUGUCAACCCCUUAAACAUCGCCGCUGGAGUAUGGAUGGUGUUGAAUGCCUUUGUGUUGUUCCUGUGUGAAGUCCCAUUCUGCUGCCAGUUCAUUGAGUUUGCGAAUGCAGUGGCAGCUAGAGCUGACAAAUUCAAGCCAUGGCAGAAAGCCUUCUUCUACUGUGGGAUGGCACUGUUUCCCAUAUUCCUGAGCUUCUCCAUCACCACGUUGUUUGGCAAUGCCAUUGCCUUCGCUACAGGAGUCCUCUAUGGUCUCGCCUCCCUGGGCAAAAAGGGCGAUGCGGUGAGUUACGCCAGGCUGAAUCACGAGAAACAGGGGGAUGAGGAGAAGAUGACCGGGACAACUGACGGGUCAAUAUAGUGAGAUGGCUAUCCCAUCAUCCCUCUGUUCCCACAGAGGAGGAACACUAUCCUUAACCAAGGGACAACGAUGUCAUCCCUGCUCCUCUCCUUUCCUCCUCCCUCUCUGUUACUGAGUUAAUUUAUUUACCUAAACUGCUGCAUCUUUGAUAUCUUACUUGAUGUAAUUCGUCCAUAUAGAUUUAAUGUUUGGUCCUUUAGUGUGAAUUUUGUUUUCCAUGACAUUUAAGUUAAUGUAAAGGUUUGGCUGUUGUGUUGUUUUAUUCUGUUUUUGUGUGCUGUUUUUGUUUUCCUGGUUACUGGGGUUACCCUUUUUGGCUUGUAGGAAAAGUUAUGUACCAUCUUAGCCAAUCCGCCUUUUAAGAAACCUGGGCGAUAGUGAAUGUGAAAUAUUUAAGUAAUUUCCCCAAGACAUGUUACUUUCCUUGUGCUGCAGGAAAUUCGUCCAUUGGGACAGUUAUCCCAAACGUACAUCCAUUCCAUCCAGUGAACCCAAAGACGGGAGUCUUUAUUUUUUUAUAUUCCCUUACUUGCGAUAUACAAUGCAUGUUUAGGUUUAAUGUACCUACACAGGACCUAGGAAAAAAUGUGCUUGUAAUCAAACAGCUGCAUGUUGCGUUUAUCUUGAGAACCAGAAUAAGAAUGUGAGUUGAAUGGCUAUGCUGCUUUACCACCUCUUUUUUAACCUUUCAAAUGCUAUUGGUGUUCUCUUCUAGAACCUGGUUGAUCUAUGCCGCUUCAGAAUGUUUGUGACCCUACAUACAGUAGUGUGACCCGGCCCAUGGAAGCAUGCUUUAAGGACUGUGGUGAGGGAAUGUGUCUUGAUUCAGGGACUAUUUAGCAAACAGAGCCUUUGUCCCUCAGUCAGAUACAAUCUUAUGUCCAACCUCUGAUCACAGGUACAAAUGUGUUGUUCAACAACAUGCUACUGUUGGGAUUGUUUGUAUCUCCCACGUUAUCUCUGGAUUGGAAAUAACUUAAUUCAGUUACUAAUUAAAAUGGUCACCCACAACCAGUUCUCAGGUAGGCCUAUUUUUAUUUCCUAUAUACAGUAUACCGAGUAACUAGCAAAAAUACUAAUGCAGGUCACUUUAACCAAUGCAAAGGUACUAUCCACAUGAACCAGCUUUUGUAAAAAGGAAUCAAACACUAAAAGCACACCAGCGAUAUUCUAUAAAAUACACUAUUUAGGCUCAAAGUUCAUUAAUAUGCAACAUAAGCAUGUUAGCAGCUUUACUGUUAUCACCUUUCUUGACACAGAAAGCAACUGGGGAAGAGCUAGAAAUUGGGUUGACUACAUGCAUGUUUCAUGCAUUAAACCAAAGGUCUCUUGCCCAUAUACAGGAGAGACACUAAUCCUUAGUUUUUCAUGAUGUCUAGGCACAGACAAGUCCUUCAUGGCUACACAAUAGUAUUAUGGAAGAACAGGCUCAAAGAAGGGAAGUGUUAACCUCAAACACCAACAGGUUGCCCCUGCAGUAGAAAUGAUAACUGACCUGUAGUUUGCUGUAAGGGGUGAGUGCAUAUGCUUCUGUGAUGCUGAAUUUGGUUAGCCUUUGUGAACUGGAGGUUCAAAGGAGCCCACUAACUUGGUUGCUUAUAUGGUGUUCUCUCCCCAUCUGACAAAAAAUAAAUAAAAACAUUCUGCCUUUUAAACAA